CACAGGUUCUCCUCCUCGCCAAGCCAAAAGGCAAAAGCUAUAUUGUGUAAGGUGGGAGAGAGAAAAAAGGGGGCCUGCUAUCUCGUGUUCGCUGCUAGGUGGAGCCCGAGUAUUCGGCGUGAGCGGCGAAUCCACAUCCGAGUUUUGCCUCUCACCUUUUCCCCGGCUCUCCAAACCCCUCUCGGUGCUCCACACAGAAUUACUCGCAGCCAGUGCGCACAAUUGGUUUGUCAUUGUCGCGGGGAGCUCAGCAGCCGUUUGGACCCCGAACAAGUUGAGAUUCCUCCUCUCUCUCUCUCUCUCUCUCCCUCCGGCGGAGCUUUUCCUCACAAGAUCUCCUCUCUUCUUUUUUUUUUAAAUUAUUUUUUCGUGCAAUUCCUCUGGAUACUCUUUUUUUUUUGGUUGUUUUUGUCUUUUUUUUUUCUUCUGGUGAUAUCGAAAGGCUGCUGGCGUUUCGCCCUUCCAAAGCUGCAUGGGACGUGAUGUAUCCCCCGCGCAGGAGGACGGACGCCUUGUGCCAUAAAGGGAUGUAGCGGCGCGGAUACAACACGAGGGAACCUGCUUGUUUCUCCUCCAGCCACAUCACCACCGCGACUCGGAUUGUGUGGACGCACGGCAGAUUUGUUGUUGUUUUGAGGAUAUUGGGGCGAAAAGGGAGGAGGAGGACAACAGUUUUGGGGUUUUUGUCCCCCCCCACCACCACCACCACCAUCACGCACACACACACUGUGCGUCAAAGGACGGUUCCCCCCCUGAAAAAGACAGUUCACACUUUGAAUGGAAGGACGCGAGAUUUACCCUCCUCUCCACCGGUGAUUCGCCCUGGAACCCAGUGGGGACAGACCAUGGUUUUAUUAUCUGGCAUGUGACGCGCCGGAUCGGUGAGGAGAACACUCGAGAAUCGCUCUCCCCCACCCCCCACCCCUCUUUCACGCCCAGAGAUCUUAGGAAAGCAUCUGGCGCCCGCCGUGCAACAGGACCCGCGGGAAGAGUGGCGCAGUGGAGGGAGCCGCGCUGUAAAAAAGAGGCACCCGAUUCGGGCUUCUGCCACGAAAAAGACAGAGCACUGAACUCAACUGGGAACUUCGGCAGGGGGCGGUAAGAGGAGGAGGAGGCCAUGUGGACCGCACGCCUGCUAGUUCUCGCCAGCCUCUUUGCACCAGCCGCUCUGGCCUUUAGUCGAGCGCCCAUCCCCAUGGCCGUGGUGAGGAGGGAGCUGUCGUGCGAGAGCUACCCCAUCGAGCUGCGCUGCCCGGGCACCGACGUCAUCAUGAUCGAGAGCGCCAACUACGGCCGCACCGAUGAUAAGAUCUGCGACGCGGACCCAGCACAAAUGGAAAACACGAGGUGUUACCUGCCUGACGCGUACAAGAUCAUGUCCCAAAGAUGUAAUAACCGGACCCAGUGUGCUGUCGUGGCCGGACCAGACGUAUUCCCCGACCCUUGUCCCGGGACCUACAAAUACCUGGAGGUCCAGUACGAAUGCGUCCCUUACAAAGUGGAACAAAAAGUAUUCCUGUGCCCAGGGCUUCUGCGCAGGGUGUACCAGAGCGAGCACCUGUUCGAAUCUGACCACCAGUCCGGCGCCUGGUGCAAGGACCCUCUCCAAGCCUCUGAUAAGAUCUACUACAUGCCGUGGACACCCUAUCGCACCGACACAUUGACUGAAUAUUCUUCCAAAGAGGACUUCAUCGCGGGAAGGCCCACGACAACCUACAAGCUCCCACAUCGCGUCGACGGAACCGGCUUCGUGGUGUACGACGGGGCGCUCUUUUUCAACAAGGAGCGCACGCGCAAUAUUGUCAAGUUUGACCUGCGGACUCGUAUCAAGAGCGGCGAGGCCAUUAUCGCCAACGCCAACUACCAUGACACGUCUCCGUACCGCUGGGGAGGGAAGUCAGACAUCGACUUGGCCGUUGAUGAAAACGGCCUUUGGGUGAUCUAUGCCACCGAGCAGAACAAUGGGCGGAUCGUCAUCAGCCAGCUCAAUCCGUACACGCUGCGCGUCGAGGGGACCUGGGACACGGCUUACGACAAGCGCUCCGCGUCCAACGCCUUCAUGAUUUGUGGAAUCCUGUACGUGGUGAAGACGGUGUACGAGGACGAUGACAACGAAGCGACGGGAAACAAGAUCGACUACAUCUACAACACAGAACUGAGCAAAGAUGGGUUUCUGGACAUCCCUUUCCCCAACUCCUACCAGUACAUUGCCGCAGUGGAUUAUAAUCCCAGAGACAACCUGCUGUACGUUUGGAACAACUACCACGUGGUGAAGUACUCUCUGGACUUCGGAGCGUUGGACAACAGACUCGAAACGUCCUCCUCUGUGAUGGUCUUCAUGGACACGACGACCACAACGGCGAGGACCACCACCCGACCUACCACGGUUACCAUGACGUCCACAGUGGCCAGGACGACGACCACCAAGAUGCCCGCCACGACGGCCGCAGGUGCUCAGUGGCCACGGACGACAUCGAAGGUGGUGGCACCGGCGCGGACGCCGUUGGAGGGUUUGGCCCCCGAGGACGACGACAGAGCGCCGCCUUCCUCCAAGCUGCCCAACAUCAGGGUGGAGUACUGCAACCCCCUGGUGAUGAUGGACAUCUCCUGGCCCAAGACCAAGCAGGGGGUGGUGGCCAAGAUGCUCUGUCCACCUGGAACCAUAGGCGUGGCCUCAUACAUGUGCGUGGGUCCGGAGGGAUACUGGGACCCCCAGGGACCCGACUUCAGCAACUGCACCUCCCCGUGGGUCAACCUCAUCAGCCAGAAGCUAAAAGCCGGCGAGACAGCUGCGGUCAUUGCCAGGGAGUUGGCGGAGCAGACCAAGAGUAAUCUCCAGGCGGGGGACAUCACCUUCACAGUGAAGGCCAUGGUCCAGCUGGUGGAUCUCCUGGACGUGCAGCUGAGGAACCUCACGCCAGGCGGCAAGGACAGCGCCGCCCGGAGCCUCAACAAGCUGCAGAAAAGAGAGCGCUCUUGCCGGUUUUAUGUUCAGGCCAUGGUGGAGACGGUCAACAAUUUGCUGCAGCCGCAGGCCCAGGCGGCGUGGAGGGAGCUGAGCACGGGCGAGCAGCUGAGGGCCGCCACCAUGCUGCUGGACACGGUGGAGCAGGGCGCCUUCGUCCUCGCCGACAACCUGCUGAAGACGGACAUUGUGCAGGAGAACACCGAGAACAUCCAGCUGGAGGUUGCAAGGAUGAGCACAGAGGGAAAUUUACCUGAUCUGAAGUUCCCACAAACCGGAGGACAAGGCAGCUCCAUCCACCUCUCUGCGAACACGCUGAAGCAGCACGGGCGAAACGGUGAGAUUCGGAUUGCCUUCGUUCUGUACAAGCACAUCGGCAUCUACCUUUCAACGGAGAACGCCAGCAUGAAGUUGGGCAGCGAAGCCCUGGCGACCAACUACUCCGUCAUCGUCAACUCGCCGGUAAUCACGGCGGCCAUCAACAAGGACUCCAACAAAGUCUACCUCUCUGACCCAGUCAUUUUCACCAUCAAGCACCUCCAGCAAUCCAAGGAGAACUUCAACCCCAACUGUUCAUUCUGGAGCUACUCCAAGAGAACCAUGACUGGCAUCUGGUCCACGCAGGACUGCCGUUUGCUGGGCACCAACAGGACCCACACCACGUGCUCCUGUACCCAUCUGACCAACUUCGCCGUCCUCAUGGCUCAUGUGGACGUCAAGCACGCGGACCCCGUUCACGACAUGCUCCUGGACGUCAUCACCUGGGUGGGGAUCCUCCUGUCCCUGGUCUGCCUGCUCGUCAGCCUCUUCACCUUCUGCUUCUUCCGGGGCCUCCAGAGCGACCGCAACACCAUCCACAAGAACCUGUGCAUCAGCCUGUUCGUCGCCGAGUCCCUGUUCCUGGUGGGCAUCAACCGGGGCGACCAGCCGAUUGCCUGUGCCGUCUUCGCCGCCCUGCUCCACUUCUUCUUCCUGGCCGCGUUCACGUGGAUGUUCCUGGAGGGCGUGCAGCUCUACAUCAUGCUGGUGGAGGUGUUCGAGAGCGAGCACUCGCGACGCCGCUACUUCUACCUGGUGGGCUACGGAGUUCCUGCGCUGAUCGUGGCGGUUUCAGCUGCGGUGGACUACCGAAGCUACGGCACAGACCGGAUUUGCUGGCUUCGCCUGGACACCUACUUCAUUUGGAGUUUCAUAGGACCGGCAACCUUGAUAAUUAUGCUCAACGUUAUCUUCCUGGGCAUCGCUCUCUACAAGAUGUUCCAUCACACGGCCAUCUUGAAACCAGACUCCGGUUGCCUGGACAACAUCAACUACCGUUAUUAUGAUGGAUGUGUUAUUGUAGAGUGGCACUGCUAUCAGGAUUAUGAACCUGAGAUCAAAUCUUGGGUGAUCGGGGCCAUCGCCUUGCUGUGUCUGCUGGGCCUGACCUGGGCCUUUGGUCUGAUGUACGUCAACGAGAGCACGGUGGUCAUGGCCUACCUGUUCACCAUCUUCAACUCGCUGCAAGGAAUGUUCAUCUUUAUCUUCCACUGUGUCCUGCAGAAAAAGGUGCGUAAGGAGUACGGAAAAUGCCUGCGUACUCACUGCUGCAGUGCGAAAAGCGUGGACAGCUCCAUCGGCUCUGGGAAAGGCACGGCCUCUCGAGCUCCGGGACGCUACUCCACCGGGUCACAGAGUCGCAUCCGUCGGAUGUGGAACGACACGGUCAGAAAGCAGUCCGAGUCCUCUUUCAUGACCGGCGACAUCAACAGCUCUGCGUCCCUUAACAGAGGGGCUAUGGCUAACCAUCUUAUACCAAAUGCACUCCUACGUCCUCAUGGCACUAACAAUCCCUAUAAUACAUUGCUUGGGGAAUCGGCAGUCUAUAACAACCCUCUGGGCAUGUACAACACACAAGAGCCCUACAGAGAGACAAAGGGAAUCCUGAACAAUGCCCGGGAUACAAGUGUCAUGGAUACUCUACCACUGAAUGGUAACCAUGGCAACAGCUACAGCAUCGCCAGCGCCGAGUACAUGAGUGACUGCGUCCAGAUCAUUGACCGGGGCUACAACCACAAGGAGACCACCCUGGAGAAGAAGAUCCUGAAAGAGCUCACCUCCAAUUAUAUCCCCUCCUACCUCAACAAUUCCCACGAGCGCUCAACCGAGCAGAACCGGAACCUCAUGAAUAAGCUGGUCAACAAUGUCAGCAAUGGCGGCAAGGAUAGCGGCUACGGGAUGGGCUUGGGAGUGGGCAUGGGCAUGAAUGUGGCACUGAGCCUGGAUGACCACUCAACUUUUGGCCCACACCAUGACGAAGGCCUGGGCCUGGAGUUAAUCCGUGAGGAGUCUAACGCCCCGCUGCUGCCCCAAAGACCGCCCCCUUCCCUGCAGGCAGUGGACAACCUUCACAGUCAUCUCCACCCGUCAGCGCCGCCGCCCCUGCCCCUGCCCCACCACCCCUUCACGUCCACCACCGCCUCCUCCUCGUCCCGAAGGAGGAUCCCCCAGGAGAACAGCGAAAGUUUCUUUCCCUUACUCACUAACGAGCACACCGAGGACGAGGGCUCGUCGCCCACCCACAACCACCAGAGAGACUCCCUGUACACCAGCAUGCCCAUGCUGCCCGGCCUGCCCGAUGUGUCCGCAGGAUCUGCCGACAGCUCCAAAGACGGCGGGGAUGCCAAGAGCCCGGAGGCCAGCUCGGACGACGUUUACUACAAGAGCAUGCCCAACUUGGGCUCGCGUAACCACCUGCAUCAGCUGCACUCCUACUACCAUCUAGGGCGGGGCAGCAGCGAUGGCUUCAUCGUGCCGCCAAACAAAGAGGAUCUAUCCCCAGAAGAAGCCCACCAGGAGCCCUCGCAUCUGGUCACCAGCCUAUAGGCCCCAAAAACCACCCACCCAAUAGUGUCCCUCCUAUUACCGUAGUCCUCCUCCUCCGUGUCCUCUUGUUCUAUCAGUCGUUGGCAGUGGUAGCCUUUCUUUUUAUUCAGUGUUCUGAAGACUGAAGCGGAGCGAAAAACAAACUGUGCUCUCGCUGUUGCUGACCACAACCAGGAUAGCGAUUGCGACGUAUGGGGGCGAGUACGUGACUAUAUUUGGUUAGAAAAAGCGGGAAUCUGUUGAUGUUGUGUUUCCCCCCUCAAACCCCGUGUGGUUUGGCGUGUUUUGUCUCGGUGUGAAAAGAGGCAAUUGCUCGAGCAGGAUUGUUAGGUCUCAGAGAUAAAGUACGACAGUCGAAAACGGAACUGCACAGCCCCCCCCACCCCACCCCACCAACUAUACAAGUCUAAAUUAUAGACUUCACCAUAAUAAAUGGGAAAUUUAAAAAAGGACUAUUUUAUUAUUCUUCUGUAUCUAUAUUGACUUUUUGAAAGAUUUUCUUCCUCUUUGGUGAGUUGCAGCACAUUUUGUUUGCUGAAGUGUCCCUUCAACGAGAAAAAAAAAAGGAGAAUCAAAAAACACACAAAAAAAAACAUUUUGGACAAUUACCAUGAAGGAAUUAUUGAUCGUAUGCUUUCAAGCAUAGCUGUUCUUUUUUUUCUUUUCUUUCAUUUUACUGUAAUAACAGUUGUUAAAAGAGGGAGAAAAAAAACUAAUACAAGAAUUAUGAGAUAUUUCUAUGUAAUUGUACAGAUAACUAGCAUUGCACAUAAUAGUAUGCUUUUUUUGUUUUUUGUUUUUUGUUCCGAGCAAAACCCUUUUGUCUCUGUAAAUGUAGUGAUUAGGAGAAAUUUUGUUCUGUUGUGCUGGCCUCUCUGGGUUUCUGGUAACAGUCUGUUUCUUUUUAUUUUUAAUUUUUUUCUCCUCUUUUAUCACUUUCCACACAUAAUCAUCGUAAUAGAAACAAAAAUAACACAAACAGGUAUCCCUCAGAAAGGUUCAUUGUGCAUUCUGCAUCUCUAUUGGCAUUCAGUAAACGCUUGUGCUUCUCCGAAAAAGAGAACAAAUGGAACAUUGACGAGCACUAGGCACUUGUACAAAAAAAAAAGAAGAAAGUUGGCUGUUUUACCUAUUAAAGAAAGAGCUUUUGGAGUGAGGAAAUACUGGAAGUGUUUUUCUUUUUUCUUCCUCCAGGAGAAAACAUAUUUAUUUAUUUGUUCAAAUGAACCGUACUAAAUGGGGGAGCGGAGGUAACUUUAGCGGCACAAAUACCUUUUUAUUUUUAUUUUCAUGGCUUCUUAUUUAUUCCUUUUUUGUAUUGGUUUCCAAGCUGAAUGGCAUAGCUAAUAUUUGUUGUAACAGUGAAACUUGUUUACCAACAAAUAAAUCCCUGAUUAAGGUUCAUAACUUAGCUGCGGGGGGGACGUUUUGUCUGGGCCUUGGAAUCACUUUUGUACGGAUACCAGUGAAGGACCUCGACACACGAUGGAGCGAUCAGUUCUUUUUCUUUUUUUUAAUCAUCAGUUAAUCUCCCUCAUUAGCCCUCUGUCUAUUUCAGUGCCAAAUACAUUUGGCCCAGCAGCAGUGGAUGUGCUCUGUAUGCUCUGGUCUGCUUUACGAUAGAAGCAGUUGAUUUCAUAAGCUGUAAUAAAUAUUUCAAUAUCA
This is a messenger RNA of Hippoglossus stenolepis (Pacific halibut), 7495 nucleotides long. Its product is annotated as adhesion G protein-coupled receptor L3. Lineage: Eukaryota; Metazoa; Chordata; Actinopteri; Pleuronectiformes; Pleuronectidae. Bases 1118 to 5830 code for a protein of 1570 amino acids. The transcript has 27 exons. Gene Ontology annotation, molecular function: G protein-coupled receptor activity; carbohydrate binding. The record is from RefSeq and is a predicted model, not a curated record. Gene Ontology annotation, cellular component: cell-cell junction; membrane; glutamatergic synapse. Gene Ontology annotation, biological process: brain development; cell surface receptor signaling pathway; adenylate cyclase-activating G protein-coupled receptor signaling pathway.